Molecule: messenger RNA, 327 nt
Organism: Nematocida ausubeli
Lineage: Eukaryota; Fungi; Microsporidia
Exons: 1
Coding region: 1-327 (108 amino acids)
Source: RefSeq, a predicted model, not a curated record
AUGCCUGUCCCAAUUAGUAGAACCAUUUUAGUUGCAGAAGCAGUAAGUGCUCUGCCAAACAUAAUGAAGAGGCCCGAAUGUAAGCGAGGAAUUAAAGCCAUUCAAAGAUGUCUGCUGAAAAAAGAAGAAGGUAUAGUUGUGAUGGCUGCUGAUGUUGCUCCCUUUGACUUAGUCAGCCACAUCCCAGCUCUGUGCUCUGCCUCAAAUGUACCGCUUUUCUACAUAAGCAGCAGAUUUGACGUAAAAACAGAGAAGGACAAGCCAACCACAUGCCUGUUUAUUCCUUUGGGGAUCCUGACAAAGGAGGAAGCACUACUCUUGCAAUAG